Messenger RNA from Paraglomus brasilianum, 2040 nucleotides. The record is from the annotation of a GenBank genome assembly. NCBI's taxonomy places the organism in Eukaryota, Fungi, Glomeromycota, Glomeromycetes, Paraglomerales, Paraglomeraceae.
AUGCCUUCGUCAAACUUGCAAGCUGAACCGUACCCAAUAAAGGACAAUGCAUCGAUCUAUUCUAGAUUUGAUGAUGAUGGCGAAAACCCAUCCGUUGCCUCGAAUCGAAUGUGCUUUACUCGCUUCUGUACAUGGUUUCGUCAAAAAUUCAGCGUUGGUACACGCAACUUGGUUUACAUCUUCCCUGGUCUAGCAAUACUAUCUAUUCCUGCAGUGUUGGGAUGGACAGUUUACAAGGGCAGAUAUAUUGCCACGGUGCCAUUAGAGAUCUGGGCAUUGUGGCUGGCCAUUUGUUGGUUCGCCUUCUUUGCAUCGAGAUUUGUUAUGGCUGUCGCGCCGGACCUGUUUGGUAAGGAUUACGAGGCUGUGUCGGAUGAGAAAAGAUUUUCGAAUAAUAGCAAAUGGAUCUUUGGUCUAUUUUCAUCCAAGGUCAAGAGAUAUAUGGAUUAUUGGAGACAUCUGCAUUUUUAUGUCUCAAAUGUCACUUUCUUUCUUGCCGCACUUAUCACAUUUGAUCCAAUUAUUAUCGCCUAUAACGGGAACGGUGGAGUGGCUGUUGACUGGCAAGACACUGCUCAUAGAAUACUAGCAGGCCUCGAAAAAUUGCUUCUUCAAGUUAUAGCCGUCAAAUUCCAUCAGACAACGUAUCAAGAUCGUAUAGCACAGUCAAAGUAUCAAAUUGCAGUUCUUUCUAAGCUUCUUGCGGUUGCCAAGAAAAGAGUCCGCAGACCUUCGGUUGAUGCAUUGGUCACAAGCAGAGGCUUUGGAAAUCAAGGCAAAGGCGGAAUUGUCAAGAUCUUUAAAACAACUAAAAAUGCUAUUGAGAAGACUACAAGCGUUUUGGGACACAUGGCUUCGGAGAUUACUGGCCAGAAAUUUGACCCGAACGCAAAUUUUGCUGAAACUACUGUCUUACAUUAUCUUCAAUCAAGUCAUGGUGCACGUGCCUUGGGCCGUCGUUUAUUUCAGGCCUUCUGUCCUCACAAACGCGCCUAUCUUACGCUCGAUGAUGUUCGAGAUGCAUUCCAGACGGAGGAUGAGGCUGAAAAUGCAUUUUACAUGUUUGAUAAGGAUGGCAACGGAGAUUUAACCAAGGAAGAGAUGCUUAUAUCGUGUGUUGAAUCUUACAAAGAACGUCAAGCUAUUUCUGCCUCUUUACGCGAUUUAGAUAACGCCGUGGGGAAAUUGGAUUCUAUCUUGAUGGUUGCAAUUUAUUUCGUUAUAAUUCUCCUCUUUAUUGCCUUUUUGAAUGUGUCAUUCCAGACAUAUAUUGCAACAGCCGGAUCGGUCCUAGUUGCACUUUCAUUUAUGGUUGGGUCAACUGCCCAGGCAGUCUUUGAGAGUAUAAUCUUUCUGUUUGUUCGACAUCCGUUCGACGUUGGCGAUCGCGUAGUCAUAGAAGGGGAAACAUACAUUGUCAACGAAAUGUCUUUAAUGACUACUACGCUAACUCGUAGCGAUGGUCGACAAGUACACGUCGCCAACAAAAGCUUGACGGAGCUUUUCAUUCAUAACAUUCGACGCUCAGGACAUAUGACGGAUGAAACAUUUAUUGAAGUUGAUUUCUACACGUCGUUUGAGCAGAUUGAAGCACUGCGGAAGCGAAUGGUGGAAUUCUUGAAAACGGAAGAAAGAGAUUUUUAUCCACAACUCGAAUUAACCGUUGAGAAGUUAUUCAUGUGCAUGUUGAAAACAGUAAUAAUUGAACUCGAUAUUCAAGGGCCGUACGGUUCACCAAACUUUCCAGCAGACAGAAUGAUUACUCCGAAUCGUUCUCUUCGUAACCCCCAUAAUCAUUCAUCCAAUGAUGCCCGCAAGGCUGAUUUUACUCUUGGUGUCAAGAGUGACGUAUUUGACGUGGAUGAAAAUAGAUCGAACAGACAGUCGAUAAGGAGGCGAAAGACCGAAAGACAUACUUUUGGGAGUGAUGAGGAGGAUGAGGUACAUAAUCAUAAGCAAGAAUUGGAACCCGGUCGAGUCGAUAUUGUGGUUCCUGACGAAAAAGCAAAGUCGGACAAUAAUUACAAUAAUUACUUCUGA